AUGGUUGUUUCUUCUUCUUUUUGGGGCUUGGUAGCCUGUGCUUCGCUUGCGGUUGCUGGUUUGUGCAAACCGUCGGGUGAUGUUUGCGCUGAGAUUAAAAAGCUUCUCGGUGAUGAAGCAGUGCCUCUCUGCUCAUCUUAUCUUCAGGCAACUCCCUCAACUCUUACGGUGACAAGCACCACCACUCGAACAAGCUUCCAAACCAUUGUCUCUCCACCCGAGACUAUCUCAACUUCGGUUGAAGAGACCACGACUGUCUCCAUUACCAAUACCAGGACUGUGUAUCCUCCGAUCCCCACCGUGACCGAAACCAAAACUAUCAGCGUCUCAACUGUGUACAUCGUCAGACCCAAGCGGAAGCGUGAUGUUGCCCUCGAAACGGUGCUUGCUAGUCUUGAGAACAAAUACUCCAAAGCUGCAGUAACUGCUGGUUGCAACUGUGUAUACGAUCCAACGACAGAGACAGUCACCGAGACAACUGAUGUUACUGCUGAGGCGACUUCCCAAGCUACCAUUGGCCCUCUUACCACGGUGGUAGUAACAGAGAUCAAAUACAUCCCUGUCACCAAGGCUACCGAAGUAGUGGUCACCGCGGCACCAGUAAGGACGGAUACGGAAACCGUUACCACUGUAACAACAAUGAACCCAACAGAAUUCAGGGAUGCAACAUGCAACGCUAAGGGUUUUACCAUCGGUCAAUACAAUUACUGGUAUCACCUUGACAUUGACCUGAAGACUUGUAUCGAAAGAUCUUUUGCAGUAGCUGGUCGGAGGAACUCAGGUGGAUAUUUUACCAUGAACGACAAGGAUUGUCCGUCGUGA
Fusarium venenatum is the source of this 822-nucleotide messenger RNA. The record is from RefSeq and is a predicted model, not a curated record. NCBI's taxonomy places the organism in Eukaryota, Fungi, Ascomycota, Sordariomycetes, Hypocreales, Nectriaceae.